AUUAAUUUUGUUUAAUUUAAGAACUAAACCCCCAUAACACAACACCACAAUAAAUUUGGGGAACAGUAGUGAGCAGAAAAAAAAUGAAGGCGUUAGGAUGGUGGUUGAUUGUGGUUGGGACGCUUCGAUUAGCCUCCGUGUGGUUCGGUUUCUUCGACAUUUGGGCACUUCGACUCGCCGUCUUCUCUCAAACUUCCAUGACUGAAGUUCAUGGACGCACAUUUGGAACUUGGACACUAUUGACAUGCACCCUCUGCUAUAUCUGUGCAUUCAACCUUGAUAAUAAGCCUAUUUACCUUGCUACUUUAUUGUCAUUUGUCUAUGCGUUUGGUCAUUUCUUGACCGAGUACCUAAUUUAUCAAACAAUGGCAAUUUCAAAUCUCACUACCGUAGGCAUAUUUGCAGGAACAUCAAUAAUAUGGAUGCUAUUGCAAUGGAAUGCACACCUGAAAGUUCGCUCGAAGCCUUCUAGUAGAAAGCAUUAGCAAGCAAAAUGUCAUGGGAUGAAAGUGCAAUGUGAUUGGUACUUUAUUAGACUUGUCGCAUGUUUGGAUUCAUGGUGAGUUUGACAGAAUAGCAGCGAGCUACUAUGAUUUUGCUAAAACUAUAGUGUAUCUUUUACAAAACUAUGGUGGGCAACACGCACUGUCUAUUAGGAAAUCAAAGAGUGUUAGGAAAUCAAAGAGACGAGUCUCUAAUUUCUCAUUGUUGUCAUUUUACUUCACUUUAUGAUAGUAGUUUCAAUUGUAACAGCUAUGUUAUUUUUCUUUACAAGACAAACUUGGAUCAAUUAUUUCUGACCGUUAAUUAUUAUUUCAAAUCAAUCUUAAGGUCAAAAAAUCAUAUUCUGCCAUGUGCACUGACAAUCUUGAACCUUGGUACAGGGUGGCCUUACAACAACCUUUCCUUACCUGCUAACAAUAACCAUUUUUGUUGUUAUAUAUUUGAGAGUAUUUGAAUUCGAAUAUGAAGGAAAUUAACUGUCAAAUACUCCAAAGAAAACACUGGAACCAGCCUGGCUACUAGUACGUUUGAAAGCAUAC
Messenger RNA from Vicia villosa (hairy vetch), 1043 nucleotides. RefSeq names its product ergosterol biosynthetic protein 28-like. Gene Ontology annotation, molecular function: protein-macromolecule adaptor activity. Bases 84 to 485 code for a protein of 133 amino acids. The record is from RefSeq and is a predicted model, not a curated record. Gene Ontology annotation, cellular component: endoplasmic reticulum; membrane. Lineage: Eukaryota; Viridiplantae; Streptophyta; Magnoliopsida; Fabales; Fabaceae. The transcript is spliced from 3 exons.